AGUUACACAUUAAGUUCCGGUUUAACGAAAUGUAAACAAACAAAGAAAGUUGGCGGGAAAAGAUGGAGGAGACAAAACGACAGUCCUCACCGGGCGAGGGGACAAAACGAGAGUCCUCACCGGGCGAGGGGACAAAACGAGAGUCCUCACCGGGAGAGGGGACACAACAGGACUACAGAGUGCAGGUGACGUCCAAGAGACAGGUGACCGAGCAGGUGAAGAAGUACAAAGACAUUUUGAAGACCGCGCUCGAAGGACAGACGGAAACAGCCGAAGACACGAAGCGAGUUUUACUGCAGGAGCUGCUGGCGAACUUCGAAGCGGCUGUUCAGGACAACGUGUUGGUGAACGGACAACCAUGGGAGGAGGCACCUGAUGUCGAAGAGGAGGAAGAGGCUGUCGAUCUGGACAGCCUGCUGGAUGACACCGUCGUUGAGACCACCAGGAGGCGCCGUGCCUACCCGAAGAAGAUCCUGCCCCAUGUGGUGCAUUCCCUCAGAGCAGAGCGUAAAGUCCUGGGAUUGUAUGAGUGCGCAGUCAAACCUCAAGAGGUGGUCAAAGAUCCCGAUCAAGAGAGCAUCAUGAAGGAUUUGUCAGCAGCAGCUCCUGGGAUGGUGAAACAGGCCAUCCAAGUCAUCAAGUCGAUCAACACUCUGCAGAAACAAGCCGAAGGCCUCUGUGAGAUCCUCGACAUGAAACCAAGCCACGCCACUCUGGAGAUCCACAGAGAAGUGUUCGGUCAUGGCGGCCAAUCGGACGACGCCCUGCCUCCUGCGAGCGGAGAUACGAGGAACAGGCUGCCAAUCAAGAGAGCCGUGGAGGAAGCGGCAGCCCGAGACUGCUACGUGCCUCUCCGUAAGAAACCCGUGACGGAGGGCACGGCAUAGCGACGCUUCCUGCUGCCGCAAGCACAGAACAAUGAACGCGCUGUGAUGUCACGGACUGUUUUGUUCCUUCUUAACAAGAACAGAAAGCGACGUGAAAAGUAAAAGCUCUGUGUGUCUUAUUUGGACAUGAACUAUGAUCGACAUGCUGCUUUUUGCUCUGUGCUCCGACUUUCUGCUUUCCUGUACUGAUGUGCAACAUGCAGGGCUCGUAUGUGUUGUAAAAGACGACAGUGGCACUUUAAAGCACCGGAGUGUGUAAUUUAGUGGCAUUUAGUGGUGUAUGUAUACAAAAAUUCUUACUUUCAGGUUUAAAACAUGUUAUCUGCCAUAUUCUGUAAACGGAGCCUCUUAAAUCUGACUCUGGACCCUUUGAACGAGCUUAAAUUAACUAAGUAAACAUUCACAAACGAUGUUAAUCCUGUCUAGUUCAGAAGAAGUCGAUGUCUCGAGUCUUGAAAUACAUCUCAUCGCCUUCUGUUCUUAUCCUGUUCAUAUUGUUUGUACUUCCUCCCAGCAUGUAAUAAACUAUUUUACAGCAUUUUAA
Messenger RNA from Larimichthys crocea (large yellow croaker), 1431 nucleotides. RefSeq names its product NSL1 component of MIS12 kinetochore complex (gene nsl1). Gene Ontology annotation, biological process: mitotic sister chromatid segregation. The transcript is spliced from 6 exons. The coding region runs from base 63 to 887 and encodes 274 amino acids. Gene Ontology annotation, cellular component: kinetochore; MIS12/MIND type complex. Lineage: Eukaryota; Metazoa; Chordata; Actinopteri; Sciaenidae. The record is from RefSeq and is a predicted model, not a curated record.